Molecule: messenger RNA, 2934 nt
Organism: Amphibalanus amphitrite
Lineage: Eukaryota; Metazoa; Arthropoda; Thecostraca; Balanomorpha; Balanidae
Product: MAU2 chromatid cohesion factor homolog
Exons: 11
Coding region: 48-2669 (873 amino acids)
Biological process (GO): maintenance of mitotic sister chromatid cohesion; mitotic sister chromatid cohesion
Cellular component (GO): chromatin; SMC loading complex
Molecular function (GO): double-stranded DNA binding; protein binding
Source: RefSeq, a predicted model, not a curated record
UUCGGCGCCGCUCACCAGGUGGCAGCAGCUGUCGACCAGUCUUAAAAAUGGCGUCAAGUCAGGAUGCUUGGUAUCUGUCGCUGCUCGGUUUGGCCGAACAUUUUCGAAGUUUGAAGCCACCUGACAUAAAAUCGUGUGUGCAGUGCCUGCAGGCAGUGUUUAACUUCAAUCCGCCCCCACGAGUGGAGGCUAGAACGCAUUUGCAGCUGGGGAACAUCCUGUUGAACCACACAAGAAAUUCGGAUCUUGCCCGCAAACACCUGGAAAAGGCGUGGGAUCUGUCGCAGGGCAUCUCUUCAUUCGACGAUGUCAAGUUCGAGUCGGCCAGUGUGCUGGCGCAGCUGUUCGAGCAGCAGCAGCAGCAGAAGUGGGCCAAGGAGAAGCUGCGACGCGCCAUCGAGAUAUCGCAGGGCAACUGCUACUGGCACUGCCGACUACUGUUCCAGCUGGCGCAAUUGCAUGCCAAAGAGAAGGACUUUGUGUCGGCUUGCGGCCUGCUCGGCGUCGGCGUCGAGUUCACCCGCAUCUCAGGUGCCGGCUACACGCAGAUUCUGUUCCUCCUCAGCAAGGCGAUGCUGCUGCUGGCUGAACGGAAGCUGAGUGAAGCGACACCUCUGCUGCAGCAGGGCGGCCCUCUUGUGGACGCCUGGCAGGGCAGCAGCCAACAGAAGGAGUACCUCAAGGUGUUCUUCCUGGUUUUGCAGACCUGUUACUACCUGCUGGCUGGCCAGGUCAAGUGCAGCAAGUCGUGGCUGAAGCAGCUGCAGCAGAGUGUGGAGGACAUCGCCAAGUGGGCCGAUGAAGACCGGGUGCCGGCGUCAGCGAGCACGGCCGACAUGUUCAUGUGGCUGCCCAAGGAGGAGCUGCGCGUGGUCGUCUACUUGGUGACAGUGAUGCACUCGAUGCAGGCCGGCUACAUGGACAAGGCGCAAAAGUACUCGGACAAGGCGCUGAAUGAGAUCGGCGCCCUCACCGCCUCUGCAGACCGUCCGAUCCUGCAUACGUUCCAGCUAAUGAUUCUGGAGCACAUCGUCCAGUGUCGACUGGUAAUAGGCGACAACGCCGGCGCCAUUCAGGAGAUCGCCAGCCUGUGCCAGAUCUGCCAGCAGCGGCCCAAACUGCUCAGCGGACACAGGGCCCAGAUCCACACAGUGCUCGGUCUGUACGCCAUGAGUAUGAACUGUAUGGAGCCGGCCGAGGCCCAGCUCAACGCUGCACUACGGACGUCACAAGAGCGCGAGCUGUGGACGUUCGUCAACAUGAACCUGGCGAUCGUGUACCUGCGCACCGGUCGACAGUCGGACUUUCUGGGCCUGCUGGACCGCAUCAGCCCCGAGUCGCUGCCCAGUCAGUCACACAGUCUGCGCGCCGCCAGCUACUACGUACAGGGACUACACGGCUUCUUCCAGCGCGCCUUCAAUGACGCCAAGCGCUACCUGCGGGAGACACUGAAGAUGGCCAACGCCGAGGAGCUGAACCGGUUGACCUCCUGCUCGCUGGUGCUGCUCGGCAACAUCUUCCUCUCGCUGGGCAACAACCGGGACAGCUUCAACAUGGUCACGCCGGCCAUGCAGCUGGCCAGCAAGAUCCCGGACGUCAACAUCCAGCUGUGGGCGUCAGCUGUGCUCAAAGAUCUGUACCGGUCCUGCGGGGAGCACGCCAAGGAGGCGGCCGAACUGCAGAAACAGACCAGCUUCUCGCAGACGCUCGUCAAGGACCAGUUCGCCGCCUCGCACUCCCCGCACCACGCGCUGCUCCGCUGGACGGACGGCCCGCUACCGGGCACCGCGCUGCCCACGGCCACCGCCGCCGCCGCGCCGCCGCCGCCCCCGCCCGCCGCCACCGCCGCCACCGCCGCCACAGCCGUCCGGGCGGCCGUAGCGCCGGCGUCAACCCCUGCGCCGGUCUCGGCGCCGACGGCCACCGCCGCGCCGCCGGUGACCACGCCGGCUGUCGCCGCGGCGCCCGUAGCCGCGCCUGCGCCCGCGCCGACCAGAGAACCGGCGCCGCCUCCGCAGGUACCUGCCCCGGCGCGGCCGCCCGUGCCGACCCAGGUGCCGGCACAUACGACAGCACACAUGUCCAACCAAUCCCCGGCCCACAUGCCCAACCAGUCCCCAGCACACAUGUCCAAUCAGUCGCCAGCACACAUGUCCAAUCAGUCUCCAGCGCACAUGUCCAAUCAGUCUCCAGCUCAUAUGCCCAGUCAAUCGCCGGCCCAUAUAGCGAGCCAGACGCCGGCGCACGUGCGGUCAUCGGUGGCGGCGCAGGCGUUGACGCACGCGCCGGCGCGGUCUCAGCAGGCGCCGGCGGCGCACGGUCCCGUGAUGGGCAUGUCGGCGGUGUCUGCGGGCGGUCCGCUCUCCGGAUACCAGCCGACCGGCUACGGCGGCGGCGUGGCCGGCUACGGCGCCGUGGACCCGCACGUGGCGCACCGUGCGCACCACGCGGCCGGCGGCGGCCUGGUGAUGCCGGCGCACAGCAGCCCCGGCGGCGCGCUGGGCUUCCAGGCGGCGGCGGCGCACCACCACCCACUGGCCGGCCUGCAGGGCAUGUACGGACACGCGGCGCACCCGGCCGCCGGUCAGGCCAUGAUGCCCACGCACCACUACCACAGUCACGGACAUCACUACCCGGCGGCGCCAGACGGCGGCGGAGGCAUGCGCUGAGCCGGCGCCGCGCCGCGCCGCGCACACUUGUGAUAGAAGUACAACUCACGCCGCGGUGGCUGCGCCCGCCUCCGCCCCGCUCCCCGUGCGGGCGACCCCGAGCGCUCAGCGCGCCGGGCGCCCCUGACACUGGGCGCGCGUCAGAACUGUGUAUUUAUUCGCCGUGUAUGCUUUUUAUUGGAGUGCGAUAUUGCUGGUAGGGUGAUGCUUGUAAUUGUUUUAUGUACAGAUUUUUAGCUCAUAAUAAAAUCCUCAACGCGACUAA